Molecule: messenger RNA, 5676 nt
Organism: Seriola dumerili (greater amberjack)
Lineage: Eukaryota; Metazoa; Chordata; Actinopteri; Carangiformes; Carangidae
Gene: dip2ba
Product: disco-interacting protein 2 homolog B-A
Exons: 38
Coding region: 145-4896 (1583 amino acids)
Source: RefSeq, a predicted model, not a curated record
GCCGUGCGGAUGGACUGUCUCUCCCACUCUGAUGCUUGUUUCGUGUCGUGAAGGAGGGCGUUUUAUUUAUAAUUUUUUAACAUUUCCCCGGCAACAGCCCGGUUUCUUUUCAACUAGACUGCACUCGUGUUUAUCGGCGAAGUCAUGGCAGACCGCGGCGUGGAUUUGUCCGCCCUGCCAAAAGAGGUUAGAGACCAGUUGGCGGAGUUGGAUCUGGAGCUGUCUGAAGGUGACAUCACACAGAAGGGCUAUGAGAAGAAGAAAGCCAAGCUGCUGGCCUCCUACAUCCCCCAUUUGCCAAAUGUGGAUCUGUCUCUGCCAGAUGUACAGCUCUCCCCAGGCCACAGUGCCGACCCCAGCCCAAGUCCUGAGGCCCCGGGCCCCUCCACCUCUUCGGCCUCCAGACACCACCGUGCACACCGCAGUGGAGGGGCCAGGGACGAUCGCUACAGAUCGGACAUCCACACAGAGGCUGUGCAGGCAGCACUGGCCAAACACAAAGAAGAGAAGAUGGCGCUGCCCAUGCCAACCAAGAGACGCUCAGCUUUUGUCCAGUCUCCCAUAGAUACCUGCACACCUCCAGACACGUCUUCUGCAUCAGAGGAUGAAGGCUCACUGCGCAGGAAGGCCGCCCUCAGCGCGGUGCUGGCCCAGAGCCUGCAGAGCCCUGAUUACUGGAUCAACCGUUCCGUCCAAAGCUCCUCCACGUCCUCGUCUGCUUCCUCCACCCUCUCCCAUGGAGAGCCCAAGACCCAACCACAGCCCCAGCUUCAGCCUGCUGUUUCCUUAUUGGCCGACGUACUGGCACACACACGCAUAGAAAACAGUGUCCCCCCAGAUGUGACAUCCUCCACUCCCCAGGAUAGAGGGUCCAGGGUGGACCUGCCUCCGGCGGUCAGGGGCAUGAGCCGCGGACAGAGCCGCUCCAGCAUGCUCGAUACUGCUGACGGAAAAAGAAAAGGCGUGCCUGUCAACAGCAGGGUGUCCACUAAGAUCCAGCAGCUGUUGAAUACACUCAAACGGCCCAAAAGACCACCACUCAGCGAAUUCUUCCUUGAUGACUCUGAGGAAAUUGUAGAAGUUCCCCAGCCGGACCCUAACACCCCGAAGCCUGAGGGACGUCAAAUCAUUCCGGUGAAAGGGGAGCCCCUCGGGGUGGUCAGUAACUGGCCCCCUGCCCUGCAGGCUGCUCUGGCCCGCUGGGGGGCCACCCAGGCCAAGAGUCCUGCCCUCACUGCUCUGGACAUCACUGGCAAACCCCUCUACACACUCACAUACGGCAAACUGUGGAGUCGCAGUCUGAAGUUGGCCUAUACACUGCUGAAUAAACUGGGCACCAAGACUGAGCCUGUCCUACAACCUGGAGAUCGGGUGGCGUUGGUGUAUCCCAACAGUGACCCUGGCAUGUUCUGGGUGGCUUUCUAUGGCUGCCUGUUAGCCGAGGUCAUCCCUGUGCCCAUAGAGGUACCACUGUCACGACAGGAUGCAGGCAGCCAGCAGAUUGGCUUCCUGUUGGGCAGCUGCGGUGUUAGUCUGGCGCUGACCAGUGAGGUGUGUCUCAAAGGGCUUCCCAAGACACCAAACGGAGAGAUCAUCCAGUUCAAAGGAUGGCCAAGGAUGAAAUGGGUAGUGACAGACACCAAGUACCUGACCAAACCAUCCAAAGACUGGCAGCCUCACAUCCCCACCGCCAACACAGACACCGCCUACAUAGAGUACAAAGCGAGUAAGGAAGGAACAGUGAUGGGAGUCGCUGUGUCCAAGAUCUCCAUGCUGACCCACUGUCAGGCCCUGACCCAGGCCUGUAACUACUGUGAAGGGGAGACGUUGGUCAAUGUGUUGGACUGUAAGAAGGAUAUGGGAAUGUGGCAUGGCGUCUUAACGAGUGUCAUGAAUAGAAUCCACACCAUCACAGUGCCAUAUGCUGUCAUGAAAGCCUGUCCUAUGUCCUGGGUGCAGAGGGUCCACAUUCACAAAGCACGUGUGGCCUUGGUGAAGUGCCGUGACCUCCACUGGGCCAUGAUGGCCCACAAGGAACAGAGAGACACCAACUUGUCCUCUAUACGUAUGCUGAUUGUAGCAGAUGGAGCAAACCCAUGGUCUGUGUCGUCAUGUGACGCCUUCCUGAAUGUGUUCCAGUCUCAUGGUCUGAAGCCUGAGGUCAUUUGUCCAUGCGCCACCUCUCCUGAGGCCUUGACUGUGGCCAUACGCAGACCUGGUGCACGAGGAGCUCCACUGCCUGCCAGGGCCAUCCUGUCCAUGGGCGGGCUGAGCCACGGCGUGAUCAGAGUGAACACAGAGGACAAAAACUCUGCGCUCACCGUUCAGGAUGUGGGCCACAUCAUGCCUGGAGCUCUGAUGUGCAUUGUGAAACCUGACGGGUCUCCUCAGCUGUGCAAGACAGACGAAAUAGGAGAGAUUGUGAUCAACUCUCGGGCUGGAGGCACCAUGUACUAUGGCCUGCCUGGUGUCACAAAGAACACAUUUGAGGUGAUCCCUGUCAACCAAGUUGGAGCACCCAUUGGAGAAAUUCCCUUUACUCGGACCGGCCUCCUGGGAUUCGUAGGACCGGGCAGUCUAGUGUUUGUUGUGGGGAAGAUUGAAGGGCUGCUGAUGGUGAGUGGGCGACGCCACAACGCAGACGACCUGGUGGCCACCGCGCUCGCAGUGGAGCCUGUCAAAACAGUUUACAGGGGGAGGAUCGCUGUGUUCUCAGUGACAGUGUUCUAUGAUGAGCGGAUAGUGAUUGUGGCAGAGCAGAGGCCUGAUGCCAGUGAGGAGGACAGCUUCCAGUGGAUGAGUCGAGUACUGCAGGCCAUCGACAGUAUCCACCAGGUCGGCCUGUACUGCCUCGCGCUCGUCCCAGCUAACACCCUCCCCAAGACGCCACUUGGAGGCAUCCACAUCUGUGAAACCAAGCAGAACUUUCUGGAGGGAAACCUUCACCCCUGUAAUAUCCUCAUGUGCCCUCACACCUGUGUUACCAAUCUACCCAAACCACGGCAGAAACAGCCAGUGGAUGUUGGACCAGCUUCGAUGCUUGUUGGCAACCUGGUGGCAGGGAAACGCAUCGCCCAGGCUACAGGCAGAGAGCUGGGUGUGGUGGAGGACCAGGAUCUGAUCCGAAAGCACCAGUUCUUGUCUGAAGCUCUGCAGUGGAGAGCCCAAACCGACCCAGACCAUGUCCUGUAUGUGCUGCUCAAUGCCAAGGGGGUGGCAGUGUGCACAGCCACUUGUGCUCAGCUACACAAGAGAGCAGAGAAAAUUACAGCCACCCUAAUGGAGAGAGGAGGCCUCAACACAGGAGACAAUGUGGUGCUGCUUUAUCCCCCAGGUAUUGACCUGAUAGCUGCCUUCUAUGGUUGUCUCUAUGCGGGGGUCAUCCCUGUGACAGUGAGGCCGCCUCACCCACAGAACCUGGCUGCUACUCUCCCCACUGUCCGCAUGAUCAUCGAUGUGAGCAAAGCAGCCUGCAUCCUCACCACUCAGCCUCUCAUGAGGAUCCUCAGGUCCAGGGAGGCUGCUGCCAGCGUCAACGUCAAGACGUGGCCCACGAUCAUUGACACAGAUGAUCUCCCCAGAAAGCGGCCUCCGCACAUCUAUAAACCUCCCACCGCUGAGAUGCUGGCCUACCUGGACUUCAGUGUGUCCACCACAGGCAUGUUGACUGGAGUCAAGAUGUCUCAUGCUGCCGUCAGUACACUGUGCCGCUCCAUUAAGCUACAGUGUGAGCUCUACUCCUCACGCCAAAUAGCCAUCUGUCUGGACCCAUACUGUGGCCUGGGCUUUGUCCUGUGGUGCCUCUCCAGUGUUUACUCAGGUCACCAGUCCAUCCUCAUCCCUCCCCUGGAGCUGGAGAGCUCGCUGCCUCUGUGGCUGAGCACGCUCAGUCAGUACAAGAUCAGAGACACCUUCUGCUCCUACUCUGUCAUGGAGCUCUGCACCAAAGGCCUGGGCACCCAGACAGAGAUGCUGAAGGCGCGGGGUCUCAAUCUGUCGUGCGUGCGGAGCUGUGUGGUGAUAGCAGAGGAGCGCCCUCGUCUCGCUCUCACGCAGUCCUUCUCCAAGCUCUUCAAAGACCUCGGCCUGUCGCCGCGUGCCGUCAGCACGGCCUUCGGCUCCAGGGUCAACCUGGCCAUCUGCCUGCAGGGUACUGCUGGACCAGACCCCUCCACAGUCUACGUUGACAUGAAGUCACUGCGUCACGACAGGGUGAGGCUAGUGGAGCGAGGAGCGCCACAGAGUCUUCCGCUCAUGGAGUCAGGCACUAUCCUGCCGGGAGUGAGGGUCAUCAUAGUCAACCCAGAGACCAGAGGCCCGCUGGGAGAUUCACAUCUUGGGGAGAUCUGGGUGAACAGUCCUCAUAGCGCCAGCGGCUACUACACCAUCUACGGGGAGGAGGGCCUGCAGGCGGAUCACUUCAACACCAGACUCAGCUUUGGAGAGCCCCACACUCUGUGGGCCAGGACGGGCUACCUGGGCUUCAUCAAGAGGACUGAGCUCCUGGAUGCCAGCGGAGAUCGUCAUGACGCCUUGUUUGUGGUGGGAUCCCUUGAUGAAACAUUGGAGUUGAGGGGUUUGCGUUAUCAUCCCAUCGACAUCGAGACAUCUGUGUCCCGAGCCCACCGCAGCAUCGCAGAGAGCGCUGUGUUUACAUGGACCAACCUGCUGGUGGUGGUGGCGGAGCUGAGCGGCUCGGAGCAGGAGGCCUUGGACCUGGUGCCCCUCGUCACCAACGUGGUCCUGGAGGAGCACCACCUCAUCGUCGGGGUGGUGGUCAUCGUGGACCCCGGGGUGAUCCCCAUCAACUCCAGAGGAGAGAAGCAGAGGAUGCACCUGCGAGACUCCUUCCUGGCAGACCAACUGGACCCCAUCUACGUGGCCUACAACAUGUGAACACCCCUCACCAACCGAUGCAGAAAACUGAGCCAGGCUCUGAGGACAGACAUGAGGGAGAAGGAAUCGGGGUGUGUUCAGUAGCAGCCCCGAUAUUAAACCUCAGACACACAUUCAAAACACCAAACAAUGUGGGAAUGCGAGUACAGUACCAGUGCUGUAAUGAGAACGUGCUUCCCUCUGAAACUGUUCCUUCUUUGCUUCCACCUGCUCGAGCGCUGCAGUCCAGGUUCACUGAGAUUUUCUCUCCUCUGAACAGUAGACACAUCUGUCAACUGGAGGAAAUUUGAUCUUCAUCCUCUUGUGCAUCCCACUUCUCCCUAAUAGCUCCAAUUCAUGUUUUUUAUAAGACAUUUUUAAUUACAUACUUUCAUCAGAGAAAGAAAUCCUACCCUCUUCCAUUCCUUGGUUUUUAUCCUGAACCAUUCAUCCCUGUGUUUAUGUUUUGAACCCACUCGAUUCUUGAAGGCAGGAUGGUGCACUGGAACUGCUGAGAGGAGCUGGAACUUUGCCCCCCUUGCACUUUGAAGUCCUCGCACCUCUGAGUCCACUUCCUGUCUCACCUGCCUCGAGGGGACACCCCCCCACCCCCCACCCCCCCAUGUCUGCUGCUGUCACAAGAGCAAAUCCACAACAGUAUUACAAAGUGCCACCAGCAAGUGCAGCCCAGAGGGGCGAUCCUGUUGCAUUACCUUCCUACCAGGUGCACCGUGGCUGUCGCCUCCAAUCACAUACUGUAUUUGCCAGCAGACACGCUGUCGGCAUUCACAUGUUACAAAA